This is a messenger RNA of Medioppia subpectinata, 751 nucleotides long. Lineage: Eukaryota; Metazoa; Arthropoda; Arachnida; Sarcoptiformes; Oppiidae. The record is from the annotation of a GenBank genome assembly.
AAUUAAUUUAUUUAUUAAUAUUAUAAUAAUUAUUUAUUACGUAAACAAACUCAAAAUGGCCCAAAUUUUUGGCUUGGUAUUAUUGAUUGCGUCACAGGCACUAUUGGCCUACGGGUUCAGUAACACUGACGACGAAACCAUUGACUAUCUAUUGGCCGGCGCUAAUCGCAAUGGCGACCCAAGUAGGCUAUGGCCCAUAACGCUGACCUCGCUGGAUCACGAUAUAUGCGAAAAUAUAGUGGACAUCAUGCUGAAAACGGUGACUUACACAGUGGACCGUUACCCGGAUCAACAAGACUUGCACUCGGUGGUCAGGCUAUUGUUUAGCGAGAAAUUGCGCGUGCUACAUCACGCGUGCAACAAUCCAGCUACUGUAGAGUUUUAUCGUAUCGCCAACUAUAAAGUGAACGAGUUGGCCAAAGUUAGGGGACAGUUUGUGCACGCGCUCACUGUGGCCGCGCAGCCCGGGGCUAAUGUUAGCUUGUCGCAAAUUGUCUGUUACGACGACCUCUAUCGCCGUCAAUCAUCGGCAGUAGUGAUGUCCGCACUGCCGGCCAAAUACAUCCAAACCCAGGAACGAUUGCCCACAACCGCAUCCAUACUAAACCCGUACAUCAAGUAUCUGCCCGGCCUUAAAGUGCGCGAAUGCAGUUGGCUGUCCACCAAUAACACCGAGGACGAUUCCUUGUUUUACCGGCAAUCAAUGGGCCUGUCCAUCAUCGAGGCCAUGGCCAAUGUGAUCCAGCAGUAA